UCAUGAACGCUAGAGCAUCUGGGAACAAAGCUUAUAUACCCACCGAUUUGGAACACAUUGCCAAUGUUCUGACACAUGCUCUGUCUGUGAUUCCCAGCUUGAUGGGCCUGUUCCUUCUACUGCAGCGGUCAAACGAUAAAAGGAAAUACUUCAGUGGUUUCGUCUAUGGUGCAGCUUUGGUAUCGCUCUUCCUUAUAUCCACUAUCUUCCACUAUGUAUUCUAUACAAGAAAAUUUAGGUCACUUAAAGAAGCUCUCCAUCUUUGUGACCGAGCAAUCAUUUACAUCUUUAUUGCAGCUUCCUAUACCCCUUGGUUGAUGUUAAAAGAUGCCGAAAGAAAUUUCUGGACACAGAAUCUCAGCUGGAUUGUAUGGACCAUGGCAGUUUUGGGCAUUGUCUAUCAGUAUUACUUCCACGAAAAGUACAAAACUUUAGAAACACUCUUUUACCUUGUUAUUGGAAUAACUCCGGCUUACGCUAUGUUUUACAUGUAUGAAUCUUCAGGAAUGUGGGAAUUGUGUAUGGGAGGCUUAGUAUAUAUUACUGGUGUUCUGUUCUUCAAGAGCGAUGGUCGGAUUCCCUGUGCCCAUGCCAUAUGGCAUCUCUUCGUAAACAUCGGCGCCACCUUCCAUUUUUACGCCGUCUACAAGUAUCUCAUCAAUGAUGAACACCAUCAUCAGCCGCAGAAUCAAAAGGAAAUUGCCUCUUGAUGGAGCCAUUGUUGGAAUCUCUCAUAAUGUAGUUAAUGUUUGUGAUGACUAAAUUUAAUUCAUCUGUAUUUUUAGAGAUAAAAAGUUAAAUAAUAACCUUUUCUAGCAACAUUCAAUUUAUAGAAGAAAUUUUUAUAACCAGGGUUUAAUUAAUAGAAUACUUUGGAGAUUUAAAACUAUUACCUGUAUAUUUAUGAAUAAUGAAUGUCACUUGGAACGGAUUCUUCUGGUUUUAGAACUAUGGGCAUAAUCAGAUUUUAUAUAUUUUAUAUAUAUUUUGAGUUGUUUAACAAUUGAAGUAAGAGCUUAAUAUUUUCAUAAAAAUUUCUUACCUUUUAAAGAAAAUUUUAAAAAGAACGGUAAAAAAUAGUUUUUUUAAGAUUUUGUUUUUAGGAAAGAAUACUACUUGGCAGCUAUUAUCAGGUAAAAAUUAAAUAUAUAAUCCAUUUCUGAAGUCCAUCAUCAAUAGAAAAAGUAAAAGACAUAGAAUACUUUGAAAUAAUCAUUUUCCACAAAAUUGAAUUAAUCCGCAAAAAAUAACAGUUUAAAAGACUUGAUAAAAAUUAAUGAAAGUUAAGAUUAGGUUACUUUUAUUUGAAUAAAAGUACCAUUUCUUGCAUUAUUUUAAAUUAUGUUCGUAAGAACCUUAGCUCUAACCGAGCUGAUAUCAUGCAAUGUAAUUAUGCCUAGCAACAAACUCUAAAACUAAAUUAUUAGAAUCUAUCAAAAUAUAUACACUAUAUUCCGCUAUUGUCAUUGUCUAAGGAAAAAAAGGCUAUCUCUUAAUUCAACUAUUUAUCCUGAGCAAUAUGCUUUCGUAAGGACGUCUCUUAAAAUAAGCUUUAUGUUAAUUACGUAGCUGCAUUAAAUUUCUAACGAUAAAUUUGGAUUGAUCAUUUCACAAAUUUACUUAUAUUAAUAUUAAACGCAUGCUAUAAUACACAUUAAAACAAAUAGGCAGUAAACUGUAAUGUAUAAAAACUGUAUUGAUUUCUUUUCUUUUUUUUUUUUUUACUUGAUCUUAUGAAGAUUUGAAACCAAAUCGGUUUAAGUUAUAAGCCAAAAAUUAAAAAUUAUGCACCGUUGUCCAUGUUGUCCAGAUUUGCUUUCCUAUUAAAAUUCGGUAUAUAAUUUUCACUAUAAUACGGGAUAAAAAGUUUUUAAGAGAACGAUUCAACGAGCUGCAUUUAAUGCAGAAUGAUUUCUAUUUCUCGUGUGCAUAGAAAUAUUUAUAAUUUAUAAAGGUAUAUAUGUAUAGCGAAUCUGAAGUAAACUUCUAUUAAAUGUUUAAAAUUCUUAUUGAAAAUAGUCAAAAAUUCAAAUUGCUAAUUAUGAGAAUGCGUUAUUUUAUUUCAAAAACAUUAUUCUUCGAAACAUUUAUAUGAAAGUAAAUUUGUAUAUACGAAUUAAAAUUUACGAAAAGGUAGAAACAGAAAAUAAUUAUUUUUCAAAUUUUCAUGCUCAUAAUCAAGAUGAUAUGAAAUCAAGGGCAAGAAAUAUUUAGCUAAAAAUAUUAAAUAUAUUUUUGCUACUGACAAUAGCAAUGACUUUUAUAUUGUUUAAAAAGGCUGAAGAAUUCGUUUCAUGAACUAAAUAUUGUUACUUUUUGUUUUCGAUUUUCUAUAAAUUUCUAAAGAAUAUAGUGCCAAAAGAAAUUUAUUUGGUGCUAAUUAAUACUUUCAUUUGACGUGUGAAUCUGGAAUUCAUUUUAUAUAAUCUACAUUAUCUUACAAAACAAUUGAGCAUUCAUAAACUUAAUAAGGUAUUCUGUCAUACCUUACUGUAUCUUGACAUGUUAAUUAGCAUGACAGUCUAAUUUCAUUAACAAAGUACUUCAGUUUACGAAGGGUAGUUAAUUGUUAAAGAAUUCUGAAAUUUAAAGUAAAAAUCAUAAAAUCAUAUAUUCGGUAACGACAUGCGUGUUAUAAAUUGCAACUACUAUAUUUUUGAUACUACUAAGAUAAUUCAAUUAAUAUUUAUGUCACUAUAAAUUUCCCGAUAUAUUAGAAAGAACUAUUUAAGCAAUUGUCAUUAAAGUUGAUGCCGAUAAGUAACACUUUUUCUCUGCUAAAUUGAUUAUUUAUGUUGAAUUAUACGUUUCUGGCCCAGUAUUUGGAAAUAAAUGGAUAAAUGUUUUUAAAUUAACUCAUUUCUGUACGACUGAUUGUAUAUAAAAUACUACAAUUUCCUUUCUAUACAUCUAACAAUUAAUUUUCCUACAAAUAAAGCUUGAAACGUGAUGCAGAUAGCAGAAAACUUGAUGGCUGAAUUAACCCGUUGUGUUAUCAAAUAAUUGACUGAAAGUUUGUAGAAAACGUAAUCCUUAAAAUCUUCUGUUAAACAUUUUACGUUUCAUAGAUAUUGGAGAUUUAUGCCAACUUGACAAAUAAAAAGAUUCAUUUUAUAUUGACAUUAAAAAUUACUAUAAUGGUCAUUUCAUCCAAUAAAAGCCUAGAAGCAUUUCAGUGAAAAACAUGGUAAUUUUUGCUAGCAACAAAAACCUAAUUAUUAAUUUAGAACUACUUGUCGUAUGAAUAAGAAAUGUGGGUAACAAAAUUCAAUCUUCGAAGGUUUGGUUUAUUUAACUACGGCAAAGAACUCGAGAACUAUCUGCCUAAGGAAAGGGAUGUCUUCGGGAAGGACGUUCUAAAGAAAAUUAGCUCGUAUACACAUUGCACAUGAGGAAAACCACGAAAUCACCUAUGCAGCUAGCCUGUUCGCCGGGAUUUAAACCCCAACCCGAACUACCAGUAUUCCGCGUCCCCUCGGCCGCAGGUGGGCCUCAACUUUCGAAAGAUGAAAUACGUUGUUUGUGAAUAAAAUAUGUGUUUCAUAUCUUAGCAAUUUAAUAUUCUUAAAGAUCUAACAAAUCUUGAACAAUUUAUUUAACAGUGGUUGCCAGUGUUGCUAAUCAUGUACUAUUUAACUCCAAAUUAUACGUUAGUAUAAAGAUGAUAUCUGCUGCUUAUCUUUGUUUUUCCACGAGUCAUUGUUUGGCUUAUUGUAAGAAACGGUUGAACUGUUGAACUGGAUCCUAGAGCUUAUUUAUUGCACUAAGUUCAAAAUUAGUGUCACCUUAAGUAGUUUCUAAUUUUUCUGCUUAACGUUUUCGCAUUCCAGUGAUGCUGCAGAUUCAUUGGUCCUCAAAGGCAACGAUUAUCAGAAUUUCUCUAAUUUUUUAGCAACGUAAGAGCAUCUGCAUGUUAUAAACACAGUUUAAAACUAUGCAUAAUUGACGGUGAAAUUCAUCCACUUAGUAAAGCACUUCCGCAGCAUGCCAGGUCAUUUUUCGAGAAAUUUCUUGUGAUUAUUCGAUUGAUUUAAAUCAAAGGUUAUUUAGUAAUGCAAAUAUAUUUGACAAACCUCUGCUAGGAUGAAAGAGGUUUUUGUGAAAGAUCUGUUAGUGAACUUUAGAGUAAAAGUUACUUAGAUGAUAGCCUAUAGCUUCAAAAUUAAGUUGCCUUAAAAAGUAAUUCUUGCCUUCGGAUCGGUAAACACGUUUCAUGUUCAAUUGCGCACGAACUGAAUAUGAAAGUUUUAUAACAAUAUUAGAUAUAAGUAUUUAUAGAAAAUUUUGUUACCAUAAUGAAACCUCACUUUUUAUUCCUGAUCACUUGUGCUCAUAUUUUAUGUCAUGAUUAUCAUCCAUAUAUAUAUAUAUAUAUAUAUAUAUAUAUAUAAUUAUAUUAUUUUAAACUUGCUAUGAAAAGGUCAUCUGCUACUGAACAUUGAAUUGAGAGCUUUGGUUUAAAGCCACAUAAACAAAAUAAUUGUUGAUGAAAAUUAUAAUACUUAUAAAAUACUUAAAUUGGAAAGAAAGAGAUUAUUAGCUCUAAUUUUGUUUCAACCAGUUAAGGUUUAGUGGCUUUAGAUGGCUGCAUACGUACUUCUGGUUCAUACUUUAUUAUUUUUAAAGAAUGCUUUGCACUGAUUUUCGUGUUAUUUUCUCUAAAAUAUCUGAUGUAGACACCAUAUGACUUCCUUGUACGGCCCAUUAAAUUAUGCACAAU
Molecule: messenger RNA, 4720 nt
Organism: Stegodyphus dumicola
Lineage: Eukaryota; Metazoa; Arthropoda; Arachnida; Araneae; Eresidae
Product: monocyte to macrophage differentiation factor 2
Cellular component (GO): membrane
Molecular function (GO): pore-forming activity
Source: RefSeq, a predicted model, not a curated record